Messenger RNA from Rodentolepis nana, 723 nucleotides. Lineage: Eukaryota; Metazoa; Platyhelminthes; Cestoda; Cyclophyllidea; Hymenolepididae. The record is from the annotation of a GenBank genome assembly.
AUGAAGCCGCACAAAGUCGACCAAGGAAAAACUGAAGAUGGAUAUGUCUCUUUUGAUUCAGACAGUGAUGAGGAGAAUGGGAACAGGAGAAGUGAACGAAAGUUGAAGGGGAAAGGGGAAGGCAAAGCUCGAGAUGAAGGUCACUCCUGGUACCACUAUCGGCGUUGGAGAUUCUGUAAAGUUCUUCUCAUGGAUCGGUGUUUUGAUUGGAAGAUUGUGAAAAUUGGAAAUUUGGAAUUUCUUCAAGUCAGAAACUUGCACAAUCAAGUAACUUUCACGCCAUCCAAUUUCGGCUCAGCUCUUGAUUGGGCGGGAGCGGUAAACGCAGCCCAAUUGACCAAUGAGGCGAUGGAUUACACUGUGUCCAAUGACCAUGGUUCUUUUGCUCCUAUGAGGACGGAUAGCCAAAUCCUAGUCGGUAUUGACGGCGCUGCCUACAUGGCUGCUGUAGCAGAUGCAAUGGAAGCCGCUCGAUAUGAGAUUCUCAUUGCAGAUUGGUUUCUCUCGCCUGAAAUCUACCUCAAACGACCGUAUAUUAAUGAUUAUUGGCGAUUGGAUAAGCUACUUAAACGGAAAGCGGUGAUUCGUCAUCCUAGUCAUUUCAGAGAUCGCACAUUUAAUUGGUCACAUCAUGAGAAGUUGGUGGUGGUGGAUCAAUCGGUCGUCUUCAUGGGUGGCAUUGAUCUUUGUUUUGGGCGCUGGGAUCGACCUGAUCACCCGUAA